Schistosoma curassoni is the source of this 7979-nucleotide messenger RNA. Lineage: Eukaryota; Metazoa; Platyhelminthes; Trematoda; Strigeidida; Schistosomatidae. The record is from the annotation of a GenBank genome assembly.
ACAAAGCCUGGCGCCGUUUUCAAACUGGGUUUCGUCUUUGAGCCAAAGAUGUUGAAUAUGUAUGGGACUAUUUAUAAUCCACCCACUCACCUGUUUACUUCUUCUGUGAAGGAGCUCUCACAAGGUUAUAGUAAGUUGUCAGACGAGUAUUUUCCCUCGAACAUGGCAUUCAAGUCCUAAAAAACAUCCGAUUUUCCGAUUGUUACUCUAUGAAUUGUAAUUUGUCUGUAAUUUUGUGAGUCGUUAAAUUUGAAUUAAGUGUUGGCUUCACAGCGUAGCCUUUUAUAAUGUUUACUCACUGUCAUUUGAUUCUGUUGCAACAUAGAUUUAAGUUUGUGCUUAUACACAUAAAUAGUUAAUGGAGGUAAUACUCUUCGUUCGGGAGCUUAAUAGUUUAGUCUGGAUGUUGCAAAAUGGCUUAUCAAUAGUUCAUUCAGUACAUGUGGUUCCACGUUUCGAAGGGAGCAGGACUUUUACGGAUAUUCAGUUUCUACCUUUAGGGAUGGACAAAAUUAUCAUUAGUGCUACUUUUUCAGACCUAACGCCAUGGUCAGAAAAUAACUUUAAUCAGAGACACUGAGUGGUAUCCAAACGAAUAGUAAAUUCGGUUACUACAAUCAGAGUAAAGCACCAAUUUUAAAUGAUUCCAACGGGUUUACGUUUUAGGUCUCAAAAGUGUCUUUCGCAUGUUCGUGGGUGGAGAAAGGACAUGCUGAAUUUUGUGCUGUUUGAUAGUAAUGGAAGUCUGUGGCCGAAGUUUGUAAUUCGGUGUCUGUUCCCAUUCAUGACUAUCUUUUAAUAACUAGCCGUCAUAUAAUCAUUUUAAACAGUACUAAAAAUAAGUAUCGCAAAUACGAUUUCAUGGUACCUGCUUUGUUUUGCUUGUGUGUGGUAGGUUCAUUACGUAAUCCAGUAGCGUGUCUGUUAGUAAUGCAUCUACAGACUUUUCAACACAGCACAUAAACAAUCGUAAAGCAUACUUAGCGAAAACAGCCGUAAAUUAAUUUAUAGAUUCGUUUUAUUUGUUUAUACGAAAUUCCAUCACCGAUGCUCUUCAUUCGUUUGUGUGUUUCGAGAGGGAGAGCUAACUCCCCUCAUUCUCGGCCGUAACAGGGCAUUUGGGGGCCGAAGUUAUUGCUUCUUUAAUCACUUGUCAGUUGCUGUCCAUUGUGGUUUCAUCUUCUAGUAGUUAUUUUCAAACUUGGUACUGAAAGCCAUGUUGAACUCACUGAGUUUGUUAAAAUAUCGAAGGCAGGUUGUGUUAAACUUUUGUACUGCUGCUUGUCCAAUCGCUGAACGAUCCCUUGGUUUCAUUGUUAGUUUGGUUGCCACCAGGAGAUGAUCUAAAUCAUCAUCAGCUGCUCUCUUCGUUCUCACGUCUUUAAUGUGUUUUCUCAGUUUUUUUAUCCAUACAGAUAUGAUCGACUUAAUUGUCUGUAGUAUGGUUCAUUGAGAUCUACGUAGCUUUAUGUAUUCAGUUCUGGGAGAAAUGCUGCCACAAGUAACCAUGUUGAAAGCACAGAUCUACUAGUCUCAAGGCCCGUGCCACUCCAUAGUACGUUAUAACUCAGUGUUGCUCAUCCUAACUUUGGUGUUAAAUCCACUCAUCAGGGUAGUCAGGUCUUUCCUUGGGCUUCUCUGGAAUCGACUGCAACCCCAUCAAAUUGGUAUUUAUCAUCACUUGGGAGAUGCUUUGAUGAUCCGGGAGCUAUGAGAUUCCCAUCCCAUAAACACUUUAAAUUUCUUUGAAAAGCGUCAGUGCAUCUCAUAAUGUGUGGGAGACAUUUUCUUCGUAACCAAAAUACAGUAGUGGCUUUCCUGAAAUCAGUCCUCUUUGUCCAGGUCGUGUCCACUAGGUUUUACUUUGAAGCCUAGUCUCAUUUCUCCGACUAUUUAAAUAAUCCUCUGGUUUUCCCACAUUGUGCAAACAUUUCAUGUACUUAUAUUAUUUAUCUGGUUAUUGGAAGGGUCCUCGGCUUCAUGGAUUCUUGAGAAUCUCGACUUUCAUCACGGGGCGUCAUAAUUCUAAAUAAAAACUGUUCAACUCUCAGGAUACAGUUUAGACGACUUUUUCUGACUGGAGUUUUCUUGGAGGGGUUUUUCUCUUGGGGUCUAGUUGCUAACCUUAUCUCAACUCUCCUUCCUUAUCCGGGCUUCGGACCGGUAGUAUCACCACUGGGCGGAGUUGUCGAUCGCGUACAAGUGGCUACAAAUUGGGGUCUCAAAUUUUUCUAGACUCAUUAGAGUUUUCAUAAGCGACUGUUGAUAUUGGUCACUGAAUAUGACGUAUUACUCUUUUAUGGCUUAGUAGUUAACGAAUUUAAAUGCUGAAAUAUGGGUUCAACCUGUGCUUCACUACGGUUUGGGCAUCUGCACAAUAUCAUCUUAUACUGAUGCAAUAUCGUGUGCCUCGUAGCCGAGUAAUCCAACCCAUAUGUUUUUUUCUAGUCACCUCAUCUUCAUUUACCUGAUUUAGAACUAUAAUUUUUCUGGAUUAGUAAUACUGACAAGACGCCUGUCUGUCAUUGAAAGGUUACCUCAGAAGUACAUAAACCUUGUGAAGGCUCUUUACUCGAACACCACUAGUUGAGUCAGAGCUCAUGGCAAACUGUCAUCUGCUUUUGAAACCUCAAUUGGUGUCCGUUAAGACUGUCCACUUUCUCCAUUUUCGUUUAACUUCAUCAUAGACCUACUAAUGGAAAUAACGCUCUCGUCGACUGAAUUUUCGGGCAUUGAUCUACCAGGAGGUCUACUUAUCGACUUAGAAUACGCAGAUGAUAUAGUCCUGUUUAGUGAAGACGCUGAUAAAAUGCAGAGUUUUUUGGCAGCACUGAGCAACAAUACCAGAAUAUUUGGGAUGCGCUUCUCCCCCUCUAAAUGCAAGUUAUUGCUUCAGAACUGGCCUGCAUCAACACAUGAACUAAGGGUAGGGAGUGAAGUGAUCAAACGCGUUGACAACUUCAUUUAUCUUGGAAUUCUGAUCAGCCCUAAUGGGUUGGUGUUUGACGAAAUCUCAGCACGGAUUCGAAUAGCUCGUUUUGCUUUUGCCAACUUACGUCAGCUAUGGCGAAGGCUAGAUAUCCGUCUAUCGAUUAAGUAUACUGCGCGGCAGUUCGUUCUGUUCUACUUUACGGCUGCGAAACGUGGCCAUUAAGAGUAAAAGAUACUCGUGAGCUACUAGUAUUUGACCACAGAUGUCUUAGAAAUGUUGCUCGCAUCCGCUGGGAUCACCAGGUAAGUAAUAGUGAGGCUAAACGCACGGUAUUAGGGGAUGAUGGUAAAUCAGUCGAUGGACUUGUGAAUCUUCAUCGACUGAACACCGAUUACCAAGACGCGCAAUGCUGACUAGUGUUGCGGAUGGUUAGAAGAAAGUUAGGGGCGGCCAAACCAAAACGUCGCAUCAGUGCUUGCAGUCACUAACUUCUAGCCUGAGCUAUGUUGGUAGAUGCAGUCUACUCGGUUAGGGUCUGCGUAACUAUCGUAAUCAAUGGUUGGAGACUCUGGGUGACAAGACUUAAUCGAUCACAAUGGUAUAGGUGUAUACACUCACUGUCUUCCCCUAAACUAUGAGAUUAAAAUCGCUUCAUACCUUCCUUUCUACGAACUAAUCCUUUCUUCCUGUACUGUGUCCUUAUAUGCAGUUUUUCUUUCAUAUAUUACCAUCACUGAAUUAACUACUUCUAUGAGUCCAAUGUUGAUCUUGUUAUGCUAAUGGGGUAUGGUAACUUGGACCGAUGUACAUAUGUGCCUGGUCCAACAUUGUAGCUGACUGAUUGAGACGAAUAGUCAAUAACUUCGGUCAGUGAUUUGUGAUUUUUCUUAGUUAUGAAAAAGCAUAUAUUGAUUCUAUAUUGUCAGAAACCCGCACUAUCAGUACCUGACACAUUACUGAAAUAUUCUGUUGUCUAUCCUGCAUGUGGUUAAAAAGACCUGUGAUGCCAUAUAUUUCACUCCCAUUUUUGAUUACUUCCUGAUGUCUUAUUCUUCCUGAUUUAUUCUAAUUUUGAAGUAAGAAUGUUUUUUAUGUUCGUAAACAUUUUUGUCAAAGAAUAAAUUUACAAUUCUAUCAGUCUUGUUAGCCGUCUAGCCAUUCUAAAAGAUUUGCGGAUGUAGCUUUUGUUAUCAUAUAAUUCUUGCAAAUUAUAGAUGCUGUCUCUGGAACUGUAAAUUCGGGUCUGUCCAACAUAACAUCAAAUAACCCAGUUAGUCCGGCCCAUUGUCAGUCGUCUGUAGUCGGACCAAUCGGGUGCGGAUCUUCAGGCUCCACUGUUAAUAAUGGCAAUCAUUCUCUUCCACCCCUCUGUGGGAUGGCUUCUAAAACACCUGGGGCUCCGUACGGGAUUAGUAAUGGACCGACUGAAGUUGUUCAUAACAACAUCAGUAAUGGAAGUGCAGCAAACGGUAGUGGAUCCUCUCCUCCUGUUGUAGGUGGUGUUGGAGACGCACCUCCUUUAAGUGUUGGAGGAGCUGGUAGUAGUGCAGGACCAGGAAGUAAUAGCAGUGGCUCUGGUGGUGCCGGUGGAUCUAUUGGAGGGAGUGGGAGUGGACACUCGUCUGCGUCUACUCAACAUCUUAUACAAUUCGAACCACCUGCUCGACCUGGAAGAGGUUCAGAGGGUCGCUGCAUCAGUUUAAGAGCUAAUCACUUUGAAAUAAGAAUGCCUAAAGGAUUUCUUCAUCAUUAUGAUGUCUCUAUCACACCUGAAAAAUGUCCAAGACGCGUAAACCGUGAAAUAAUCGAGACUAUGGUCAAUUCAAUGCACUAUCAAAAAUACUUUUACAACCAGAAACCAGUCUUUGAUGGUCGCAGAAAUAUGUAUACUCGUGAGCCACUUCCAAUCAGUAAGGAGAAGGUUGAACUGGAAGUUACUCUACCUGGAGAAGGAAAAGACAGAGUUUUUCGUGUUGCCAUUAAACAUGUUUCAGAAGUCUCUCUUUUCGCCUUGGAAGAAGCUCUAGGUGGUCAUAACCGACAUAUUCCAAAUGAUGCUGUCAUAUCGUUGGAUGUUAUCAUGCGUCAUUUACCGAGCAUGAGCUACACGCCAGUUGGUCGAUCUUUUUUUCAAAAUCCUGAUGGAUAUGAAAAUCCUCUCGGUGGUGGUCGAGAAGUAUGGUUUGGUUUUCAUCAGAGUGUUCGACCUUCUCAAUGGCGUAUGAUGCUAAAUAUCGAUGUAUCUGCGACUGCAUUCUACAAAGCACAAUCUGUUAUUGAUUUUAUGUGCGAAGUAUUAGAUAUAUCGGAUAAGAAUGAACAACGUCGACCAUUAACUGAUAGUCAGCGAGUGAAAUUUACGAAAGAAAUUAAAGGUUUAAAAGUUGAGAUCACUCAUUGUGGUACAAUGCGACGUAAAUAUCGUGUGUGUAAUGUGACACGACGACCUUCUCAAACUCAAUCAUUCCCUUUACAAUUAGACACUGGUGCUACAGUUGAAUGUACUGUUGCUAAAUACUUUCAAGAACGUUAUAAUAUACGCCUAGACUACCCUCAUUUGCCAUGUCUUCAAGUUGGUCAGGAACAAAAGCACACGUAUUUACCAUUAGAGGUUUGUAAUAUGGUAGCAGGUCAGAGAUGUAUUAAAAAGCUAACUGAUAUGCAGACAUCUACUAUGAUUAAGGCUACAGCUCGUUCAGCCCCCGAUCGUGAAAAAGAAAUCAAUAAUCUUGUGAAGCGAGCUAAUUUCAAUGCUGAUCCUCAUUUACAAAUGUUCGGCAUUAAUGUUAACACACGUAUGGCUGAAAUCCAGGGUCGAGUCAUUCCUGCGCCAAAGAUUCAGUAUGGUGGACGUACUAAAGCUCAAGCUUCUCCACAGCUUGGUGUAUGGGAUAUGCGAGGUAAACAAUUCUUUUCAGGCAUUGAAAUAAAAGUUUGGGCCAUCGCUUGUUUUGCACCACAGCGUAUCGUUCGUGAAGAAUCACUCAGACUGUUUACUCUACAACUUCAGAAAAUUUCCAAUGAUGCUGGUAUGCCUAUUUUAGGACAACCUUGUUUUUGUAAAUAUGCUACUGGUCAAGAUCAAGUUGAACCAAUGUUUCGAUAUUUAAAAAAUACUCAUGCUGGUUUACAGUUGAUUGUAGUUGUUCUUCCUGGGAAAACCCCUGUUUACGCUGAGGUCAAGCGCGUUGGCGAUAUUAUGUUUGGUCUUGCAACACAAUGUGUUCAGUCAAAAAAUGUAAAUAAAACAUCACCUCAAACACUCUCUAAUCUUUGUCUUAAAAUCAAUGUUAAAUUAGGCGGUAUCAAUUCUAUUAUCGUUCCAAGCGUCCGACCUGCUGUUUUCCGUGAACCAGUUAUCUUUCUUGGUGCAGAUGUUACACACCCUCCAGCUGGUGAUAAAACUAAGCCAAGUAUUGCUGCCGUUGUUGCUAGCAUGGAUGCACAUCCAAGUCGUUAUUCAGCUACUGUACGUGUUCAAUCGCAUCGUCAAGAAAUUAUACAUGAUUUAUAUCCAAUGGUUAGAGAUUUGUUACUGCAGUUCUAUCGAGCUACUCGUUUCAAACCAACUCGUAUUAUUUACUAUCGAGACGGUGUUGGUGAAGGUCAAUUUUUAAAUGUUUUAAAUCAUGAACUCCGUGCUAUCCGUGAAGCAUGUGUCAAAUUAGAAUUAGGCUAUCAACCUGGUAUUACUUUCAUUGUUGUGCAAAAGCGGCAUCAUACACGUCUAUUUUGUGCUGACAAAAAAGAUCAGAUGGGUAAAUCUGGGAAUAUACCUGCUGGAACAACAGUUGAUCAAGUUAUUACUCACCCAACGGAAUUCGAUUUCUAUUUGUGUAGUCAUGCAGGCAUUCAAGGCACUUCACGACCUAGUCAUUAUCAUGUAUUAUGGGACGAUAAUAGAUUUAGUGCUGAUGAUAUACAAAAUUUAACUUAUCAAUUAUGUCAUACAUAUGUACGUUGUACUCGUUCUGUGUCAAUUCCUGCUCCAGCCUAUUAUGCACAUUUAGUUGCAUUUCGAGCACGAUAUCAUUUAGUUGAAAAAGAAAUAGAUAGUGGUGAAGGAAGUCAAAAAUCAGGCAAUUCAGAUGAACGUACACCUACGGCUAUGAUGAGGGCUGUUACAGUUCAUCCGGAAACCUUAAGAGUCAUGUACUUUGCCUAAUGUUUACACAUGUCAAACAAACUGUGACCCCCCCCCCAAAGAAAUCUAGCUCUCAUUCACAUUGUCUUUUGCUAAAACAAACGAGACAGCCAAGGCAAACACAACUGACCUACAAUAACCACCUCUCAGUUGGCAGCUGUAAAAUGCAUUGUCAUUUGUGUGUAUCUUUCAGGUUGCUUUUUUUCUUUCAAACUGCAUUUCUGAAUACUAUGUAUUUUUAUUUACUUUCCUCCUUAUGUGCCAACCACUACUACUUUCUUUUUGUCGAGGGGAGGACCAUUAGAGUCUUCUUUCAUUGUAAUAGUUUAUUAAAUAAUCGUAGCAGUAAUAAUAAUAAUUAUUAUAAUUGCUAUUAUUAUCUACGUUCAUCUUGACUUCUUUGUUCUUUGUGGGCUGUGUUUUAAUAAUCAAUGUUGCCUAAUAGAAUAGUACUGGUCGUUAUAAUUGCCAGUACAUAAAUUUAUACUACUACUCAUGAUAAUAGUAAUACAUUUUUGUACAGUACAUAAUGCAUUAAUUUAUGUAUUAUUAUUAUUAUAGACGUUAAUUAUAAUUGCUACUAUCAUUAUUACUUGUAUGUAUCGUUUAAUUUGGUGUUGUACUUACACUCAUCACGCUAUGAAUAUAUUUACAUACUUUUUUUCCUUCUUUAUUCACGACUCCAAAUAUUCUCAUUUUCUUUGAGCACCGUAUUUUCAAAUUAAUAUACCCAUAAUAAGUAACAAUGCUGAUGAUAAUGAUGAUGACAAAUAAUCAUUAUCACAUAUAAUACUUUCAUAUAUCCCAAUAAAAGGGAAUUAUACAUUCAUUCUCCUGACCAUUUUAUUGCAUUCUAUAAAUAUUUGAAAAAAAUAAUAAACAUAUAUAUUAUAGAAUAAUAAA